Molecule: messenger RNA, 2481 nt
Organism: Eucalyptus grandis
Lineage: Eukaryota; Viridiplantae; Streptophyta; Magnoliopsida; Myrtales; Myrtaceae
Product: proline-rich protein 4
Exons: 3
Coding region: 142-2283 (713 amino acids)
Source: RefSeq, a predicted model, not a curated record
GAUAUCAUAUGUAGAGCGCUUGACUCCAAGCGCUAAAAGGAGACUCUCUCUUAAAGCUCGAGAGAGUUCGUUCUCUCUUUUUUAUUUUUUGGUGUUCGGGGUUUUCCCGUAACUCAUCGGGGGAACCGAGCACGGGUUCCAAUGAGAAUAUUGGGAAUACUUUCUCUGUUCUUGCUGUUAGCUGCCACAGUCUGCCAUGGAGACGACACGACUGUGGAGGUCGUUGGUGCCAUGGAAUGUAGCGACUGUGCGCAGAGAAACGUCAAGCUCAGCCAGGCAUUUUCUGGGAUUCGAGUGAGCAUUGAGUGCAAGACCGCGAAAGGCAAGUUCGAGCACAGAGCAGUUGGGGAGUUGGAUGGAGAGGGCAAGUUCCAGGUCUCGCUCCCAGAGGAGAUGGUGGAAGGUGGCAAGCUCAAAGAAGAGUGCUAUGCACAGCUUCACAGUGCACAAGCCACCCCAUGCCCUGCCCAUGAUGGCCUAGAGUCUUCAAAGAUAGUCCUCAAGUCCAAAGCCAAUGGCAAGCACACUUUUGGCCUAUCUGGCAAGCUCAAGAUUGCAUCCUCCACUUGUGCUUCAGCCUUCUUUUGGCCCUUCUUCAAUUACCCUCCGUUUACAAAGUUGCCUCCAGUAAAGGAUUUUGGCCACCCAUGGCCCCCAUUCCCACCAAAGACCCUCCCUCCUUUCCCACCGAAAGUACUACCUCCAUUCCCUCCAAUCUACAAGAAGCCCCUCCCUCCGUUCCCACCGAAGGUACUCCCCCCAUUCCCUCCAAUCUACAAGAAACCCCUCCCUCCAUUCCCUCCAAUCUAUAAGAAGCCCCUCCCUCCGCCGGUGCCGUUCUUCAAGAAGCCUCUCCCUCCGCCAAUCCCUGUGUUCAAGAAGCCAUUGCCGCCACCAGUGCCAGUGUACAAAAAGCCAUUGCCACCUCCAGUGCCGGUGUACGAGAAGCCGCUCCCGCCACCUGUACCAGUGUUCAAGAAGCCGUUGCCUCCCCCAUUGCCACCUCCAGUGCCGGUGUACGAGAAGCCGCUCCCGCCACCUGUACCAGUGUUCAAGAAGCCGUUGCCUCCCCCAGUGCCGAAAUUCAAGAAACCACUCCCACCACCGAUCCCCAAGGUGAAGAAACCAUGCCCACCCACAAUUCCAAAGUUCAAGAAGCCGCUUCCGCCGCCAUUCGAGAAGCCGCUACCACCCCCAGUCCCCGUAUUUAAGAAGCCGCUUCCGCCGCCAUUCAAGAAGCCGCUCCCACCCCCAGUCCCUGUAUUCAAGAAGCCGCUGCCACCCCCAAUCCCCGUAUUCAAGAAGCCCCUUCCCCCGCCAUUCAAGAAGCCGCUACCUCCCCCGAUCCCCAUAUUCAAGAAGCCGCUGCCACCCCCAGUCCCCGUAUUCAAGCCGCUUCCCCCGCCAUUCAAGAAGCCACUCCCACCCCCAGUCCCUGUAUUUAAGAAGCCGCUGCCACCCCCAGUCCCCGUAUUCAAGAAGCCCCUUCCCCCGCCAUUCAAGAAGCCGCUACCUCCCCCGAUCCCCAUAUUCAAGAAGCCACUACCUCCCCCAGUUCCCGUAUAUAAGAAGCCGCUCCCACCACCAAUUCCCGUUUUCAAGAAGCCACUUCCGCCGCCUAUUCCAAUCAAACCGCUACCUCCGAUCCCAAAGAUCCCUCCUUUCAGUAAGCCUCUCCCACCACCAAUUCCCGUUUUCAAGAAGCCACUCCCACCACCAAUUCCCGUUUUCAAGAAGCCGCUUCCGCCGCCUAUUCCAAUCAAACCGCUACCUCCAAUCCCAAAGAUCCCUCCUUUCACUAAGCCUCUCCCACCACCAAUUCCCGUUUUCAAGAAGCCACUCCCACCACCAAUUCCCGUUUUCAAGAAGCCGCUUCCGCCGCCUAUUCCAAUCAAACCGCUACCUCCGAUCCCAAAGAUCCCUCCUUUCACUAAGCCUCUACCACCACCAAUUCCCGUUUUCAAGAAGCCACUCCCACCACCAAUCCCUACAUUCAAGAAGCCGCUUCCGCCACCUAUUCCAAUCAAACCGCUACCUCCAAUCCCAAAGAUCCCUCCUUUCAAGAAGUCUCUCCCACCACCAAUUCCUGUUUUCAAGAAGCCGCUUCCGCCACCUAUUCCGAUCAAACCGCUACCUCCAAUCCCGACGAUCCCUCCUUUCACUAAGCCUCCAUGCCCACCACUUCCUAUGCUCCCUCCUUUCCCCACAAUCCCACCAAAGUACUUCAAACACCCCAAACUCGGAAAGUUGCCUGUUCUACCUCCAUUCCCACCUCAUUCUUAGGUUCUUGCAAAAAAUUAUUUCCUGAUAUAAGCAGGACGUCCUUUGAUUUAGCCAAAUACUGAAGGUCUGCUUCAGGAUGCGCUUGCUGUAAUAAUGCCUUCGACUUCGAUCAAUGAAAUACGUGGAGUUAAGAGGAAAAGUGGGAUGGCAUGGUGGAGUGGAGAAAAUAAAAUCAGUGGAUCACAGUUCUUUUCUUUU